AUUCAAGAUGAUGAUAUGAUGUUUGUUGACGAUGUAUUCGACUAUCCUUUGGCUUAUUCUUUUUCUUUUUUUAAACAAUCAGAGAAAAAAAUAGUUGAAAUUUGGGAAUUAUAUGAUGAAUUUCAAGAUAAAGACCUUGGUGCACAACCUCUUGUCGGCUUAUCAAUAGUUUUUUUAUCCAAACCAAUGAAAGAAUUAUUAAUUCCAACCACUAUAUUACAGACAAAUGAUUUAAUAUAUUUAUUUUCAGCAACAGGUAAAAUAUCUAGUAAGAUACACUUAUCACCUGCUGCUAAAAAAUCAAUGCAAAAGAAAAAGGCUUAUGCAGAGAUUAUCAGAAUUGCACGCAAAGCAAUUAAUAUUGCUAUUGAAAAGGACAAUUCAUACAUUCUUAACCAAAAGACAAAUAUAUCUAAGGAAUAUUCUGAAUCAAAUAUCAUCUUUAAGGAUCUGUCUAUUAAAGUUUCCAAUCCUAUAAAAAAAACUAAAAGGGGCUGUCUACUGAAAAUAGCAUGCUAUCAAUUAUCUUUAGAAAGCUAA
Molecule: messenger RNA, 540 nt
Organism: Racocetra persica
Lineage: Eukaryota; Fungi; Glomeromycota; Glomeromycetes; Diversisporales; Gigasporaceae
Source: the annotation of a GenBank genome assembly